AGGAUGUGUGCAUGUGUUGUGUGUUGAUGCUGGUGAAGAGUGAAGUUUGACAUUACAGAGAAACUUAACAGUCAGAGCUUGUGGUGACAAUGUCACAGAAAAGCCGCUGCAGUGUACAGAAGACGAGAAGAAGAGAAGAAGAAGUUGGAGCUAUUACAAUUUUUUGUGUUGGAUUGUGAGAAGUUUCAUUUGACGACAGCAGAGAGAACAAAUGUCUCCUUUCCUGAGAAUCGGUUUCUCCAGCUUUGAGAUGGACCCGGGUCUGGCCUACCACGAGGAGGUCCUCAACCCAUACUGUGCUGUGUACAUGAAAGAAGCCAUCGACACGGAAAAAGGUCCAGUGUAUAAGCAGAAGAAACCGACCAUGUAUCCACCGUGGAGCAGCACGUUUGACGCUCACAUCCACCGCGGUCGCAUCAUGCACGUGAUGGUCAAAGACCGAACAGCAGAGCUGAAAUCUGAGGCCACGGUUGCUCUCGACUCACUGGCAACGCGCUGCAAGAAGGAGAACGGCAAACUGGAGAUCUGGUUGGAGCUGAAGCCUCAGGGUCGUGUGCUGAUGGAGGCCAGAUAUUACCUGGAGAAAAGUGAUGCUGCAGGACAAAUGGACGCAGGCGGCGAGUCUGAGCGAGAGAGAGACGGUUUGUUCGCCCUUCACCAGCGACGUGGUGCCAUCAAACAGGCCAAAGUUCACGAGGUCAAAUGUCACGAGUUCAGCGCCACUUUCUUCCCUCAACCCACGUUCUGCUCCGUCUGUAAAGAGUUUGUUUGGGGUCUAAACAAACAGGGUUACCAGUGUCAACGUAAGUGUGACGUUUCUUUCAUGACAAGUCUCUGUCAGAAUGUAACGCCGUCGUCUCUGUCACAAUGUAACGCCGUCGUCUCUGUCACAAUAUGCAUGGGCGUUUUAAGAUCAUGCAGGUUUAAAGUCUACACAAGAGUCCCACCUUCUGUGAACACUGCUGCUGUGAGGCCAAGCAGGGACUCAAAAUGUGGGAUGAACGUUCAUCACAAGUGUCAGAACAAAGUGGCCAAUCUUUGUGGCGUCAACCAGAAACUGAUGGCAGAAGCUUUGGCCGUCAUCGGGAGCAAACAGCAGGCCCGAAGCACCAAAGACUCUGACAUCAUUGGUCGAGAAGGUCCAGUGGGUGUCGGCCAGGCAGGAGUUGUUCGCGCUCCGUCAGGAUUAUUGACAAGUUUACCUGUGAACAAAGAGCUGCAGGGCGUUUCAUGGGAGGGGCCAACAGACGUCAGCAGGUCUGACAAUGAGGCGUUGACGGAGGAGCAGGAGGAGGAGCCUCUGUACGCCGUCCCGAGGAAAGAGCACCAAGCCAAAUUCACCGUCGAUGACUUUGUCCUGCACAAGAUGCUCGGGAAAGGAAGCUUCGGAAAGGUGUUUUUAGCUGAGCUCAAAUGCAGCGGUCAGUUCUUUGCCAUCAAAGCUCUGAAGAAGGACGUGGUGCUGAUGGACGAUGAUGUGGAGUGUACCAUGGUGGAGAGGAGGGUUUUAUCUUUAGCCUGGGAAAAUCCAUUCCUCACACACCUUUACUGCACCUUCCAGACUAAAGAAAACCUGUUCUUUGUGAUGGAGUAUUUAAACGGAGGAGACCUGAUGUUUCACAUCCAGAGCUGCCACAAGUUUGACUUACACAGAUCCACUUUCUAUGCAGCUGAGAUCAUCUGUGGUCUCCAGUUCCUUCACUCUAAAGGAAUCAUUUACAGAGACCUGAAGCUGGACAACGUUCUGCUGGACUCUGACGGACACAUAAAGAUCGCAGACUUUGGUAUGUGCAAAGAAAACAUGCAGGACGACACGAGGACGUCCACUUUCUGUGGGACACCAGACUACAUCGCUCCUGAGAUCCUGCUGGGUCAGAAAUACAACACGUCGGUGGACUGGUGGUCGUUUGGCGUUCUUCUGUACGAGAUGCUCAUCGGUCAGUCGCCGUUCCACGGUCGAGAUGAAGAGCAGCUGUUUCAGUCGAUCAGAACAGAUAAUCCUGUUUAUCCUCGAUUUCUCAACAAACACUCCAAAGACAUUUUAGUCAAGCUGUUUGUUCGUGAACCAGAGGAACGACUUGGAGUCACAGGAAACAUCAGACAUCACAGUUUCUUCAGCUGCAUUGACUGGAACGCUUUGGAGCAACGGCAGGUGGCGCCGCCCUUCAGGCCGACCAUAACUUCGCCCAGCGACUGCAGCAACUUCGACAAAGAGUUCAUCAACGAGAAACCGCGGCUGUCGUGCGCCGACCGGACGUUGAUCAACAGCGUCGAUCAGACGACGUUUAGAAACUUCUCCUUCAUUAACCCGAGGAUGACUCGCAUCACAGCUCACUGAAGCUCCGCCCACAACAAAAACAACCUACUACCUACAGAUGACGAUGAUGAUGAUGAUGAACAACCACCAGGGGUCGCUCCUCACUCUAACUGGAUUUUAUCUCAAGAAAAAAAAUGUCAGUGUUGAUACAAAGUAACGCAUUACAUGAACUUAUUUAUACUUGAUGAGUGAAUGAAUGGAUGGAUGAUGGAUGAAUGAAUGCAUGGAUUGAUGA
This is a messenger RNA of Solea senegalensis (Senegalese sole), 2552 nucleotides long. RefSeq names its product protein kinase C, theta (gene prkcq). Gene Ontology annotation, biological process: protein phosphorylation. The transcript is spliced from 17 exons. Lineage: Eukaryota; Metazoa; Chordata; Actinopteri; Pleuronectiformes; Soleidae. The record is from RefSeq and is a predicted model, not a curated record. Gene Ontology annotation, molecular function: ATP binding; diacylglycerol-dependent serine/threonine kinase activity. Bases 212 to 2338 code for a protein of 708 amino acids.